AUGAAUUCAACUCGAUGUGCGGUUUGCAAGUAUUUCAGACGAAGAUGCCCUUCGGACUGCGUUUUCGCACCUUAUUUCCCUCCCGAUAACCCGCAAAGAUUCACUUGUCUUCAUAGAAUAUACGGCGCUAGCAACAUCGGUAAGAUGCUCGAGGGAUUGCCGAUGCACCUACGAGUGGACGCAGUGGAUUCGUUGUAUUACGAGGCCAAAUGGAGAAUACAAGAGCCGGUUUACGGGUGUGUCGGAAUAAUAUCGUCACUGCAUCGACAGAUACAUAUAGCUCAAAGCCAACUAGCAAAAGCUCGAGCGGAAACUGCUUUUCUUCGUGUGUCGUAG
This is a messenger RNA of Cynara cardunculus var. scolymus (artichoke), 336 nucleotides long. RefSeq names its product LOB domain-containing protein 24-like. The record is from RefSeq and is a predicted model, not a curated record. Lineage: Eukaryota; Viridiplantae; Streptophyta; Magnoliopsida; Asterales; Asteraceae. Bases 1 to 336 code for a protein of 111 amino acids. The transcript has 2 exons.